Molecule: messenger RNA, 4011 nt
Organism: Perca fluviatilis (European perch)
Lineage: Eukaryota; Metazoa; Chordata; Actinopteri; Perciformes; Percidae
Gene: ndfip2
Product: Nedd4 family interacting protein 2
Exons: 8
Coding region: 190-972 (260 amino acids)
Biological process (GO): ubiquitin-dependent protein catabolic process; metal ion transport; vacuolar transport
Cellular component (GO): endoplasmic reticulum; Golgi apparatus; perinuclear region of cytoplasm
Molecular function (GO): WW domain binding
Source: RefSeq, a predicted model, not a curated record
UGCACAGCAUAGACUAUGUGCCCAGUAGAUUGCAGCCAUUUCUGUCAUCGGUCUGUGUCCUGUAAUUCUACGUUGUUUGGGAGAAGUGUCUCCUGUCUGUAAUACACAUUUUGGAGUAACGUUUACAACAACUUAGAUUUUCCCUAUUGUUUUCUCGGCUGGCUUGCUUGCCAGCUGAAUCUCGUCGGGAUGGACCCAGCAAGCCGAUACCAAGUGCUGGACAAUGAGGAUGACUCUUCGGAGGCCUCAACCAGUGAGCAGCAGCCUUGCACUUCUGCCACAGCCCAGGCUGGUAGGUCCAGCCAGGACCAGAACCAGAACCAGGCCGGCCUGGCGCCUGCCGCCGCCGCCGCAGCAGCAGCAGAGGAAGCGUCGGGAUCAGGGACUCAGGGGGAGGCAGAGGCACCUCCACCCCCUUACGCCUCCAUUGACCUGGGAGCAACCGCUGCAGCACCUGAGACUAGUUACCGUGGUGACUUCCCAGUGCCUCCGCCCUACAGCGUCGCCACAUCCCUGCCCACAUAUGACGAAGCGGAGAAGGCCAAAGCGGCCGCCAUGGCUACCUCCACUGUGGAGGUGAUGCCACGGGCUGAGGAAUUCCCUCCCAGAGAUGAUUUCAGUGACGCUGAUCAGCUUCGAGUUGGGAACGAUGGAAUCUUCAUGUUGGCCUUUUUCAUGGCCUUCCUGUUCAACUGGAUUGGCUUCUGCCUUUCCUUCUGUCUGACCAAUACCAUCGCAGGACGCUACGGAGCCAUCUGUGGAUUCGGCCUUUCCCUCAUUAAGUGGAUUCUCAUUGUCAGGUUCUCCGACUACUUCACUGGCUACUUUAAUGGUCAGUACUGGCUCUGGUGGAUCUUCCUGUUGCUCGGUCUCCUGCUGUUCUUCAGGGGUUUUGUUAACUAUCUUAAAGUCCGCAACAUGUCAGAGAAUAUGGCCACCUCUCAUAGAACACGCCUCUUCUUCCUCUACUAAACGGUUUCCACACCAUCACCAUUCCUUUCCGAUGUGAAGUUCCCUCCCUCCCCCUCGAAUAACUUGAGCAAGGAGCCUUGCAGUGCAGAGAGGAGAUGGGGAAGAAAGGAAGGUUAAGAUGUAGGGAGAAAGUGUUACUGGUCUCAUUAAAAGCAUAACGCGGCUCACUCUGAACUUCUGAACCGAGCCGAAAAAAUGAGUCCACGAUGAUCUAUCUUCUGGCUUUGUUUUCAUUUCUCAUUUUCCAUUUUCCUUUGAUUCUAAACACAGUUUAAAAAAAAAAAAAAAGCAGUCCCACUGUCAAGAUGUAUCUCUCAAGAGUAAGAGUGCUUUUCAGAUACAUGACCAUGGUUACCUGAGGCUAAUUCAGCCUCCCGUAAUGAGAUAGCCAAUAUUUUAAGAGCUAAAUGAAAGCACAAUGAAACUAUUUCAAUGAAACGGCGUCGUAAAUGUCCUAAACACAAAAGUUCCUCUAGCUCAUUUGUGUAAUCAGCUUAUGUUUGAGAAAACCUCUGUCCAAAAACUUUUGGAAUUUAAAAAAUAGACAACGUGCAGCAAUUGGAAACCUACUCCGAGCCUUCGAUGUUCAAAUCUCCUCUUCCAGCUUCGUCUAAGACUUUUGCACAUCGCAAUAUAUCUCGAGCAGUUUUAGCACUAGCUUUGCCAUUCCACAUUUAUAAGUUCAGGGUGCUUUGAACAAGUCUUACUUUUAAACCACGAUGUAGCAUUUUUACGCCCUCGUUAACGUGUGGCGUUGCCAAAGUCUACUUUAGUUGACAGUGUGCAUCCUUCUAACAUCUCAGCCUCUCUACCCUGAAAUCAAUUAGGAAGCCGAGAGGAAAGAUGGAAGAUUUUCAUCUCAAGGGUACUCAAAUGUGCACGUAUGAGGAAAAACCAGAGUAAUGCAGUGAUCGGUUUACAUAUCACAGACCCAGAUGCAUUUAGUGUUUUUAAAACAAACACAAUUUACGACUCGCCCACGCUCAUUUUGUUUACCGUGACACGGCAAAAUAGGACAAAGGACAGAAAACAGCUUGGAAUAAAUUGAAACUCUUUCUUAAUGUCAAUGUUUUUGAGACCAAACGUUAAAUUAAGCCCUGACUUUGAACUUUGGGAGUUUUGAACUAACUGAAACAGGAAACAACAAUUUUUCCAUCGAUACUCUCUGAGCCACUGAACGGAAAAAGAGGAAGCCAGGCAGUCAAUGAAAGUCGGUCAAAUUUGCGUAUUUACAAAAAAUACUAAGAGAAAUAUUGUAAACGGAACCUAAUAUAUGUGCGCAAUAAGAUCUCCAUACAUUUUUCCUAUUCUUUUUUGCCUUUUAAUGAUAACUGUCGUGCUAAGCCGACCUAUGCAGUAAAGAUGUUCAUCAAUCAUGACAUUUUUUAGAGGGCUACAGUUUCUCUGUUUGAAUCAAAGAAAAAUAAAAAGCCUCUGCCUAACUACCAAAAAAACAACCACUUCAUAAUCCGUUUUUAACCAUAUGUUACAGUAACACAUGUGUCACCUUUGUGGGGCUCAGUUUAUCAAAACAGGUCUGUAAAACAAACUGCUUUUUGUUCUUCUCAAACUCCACACUGGCAAAACCGUGUCCGUAAGCUACGGAGGAGCGCAGCUAAUCACUGGAGGCUCCCUGGACAAAUCAGUGUUUCUAGACCACACAGGCUGCUCCAGGCUGAUCGGUGGAAAGUGGCCCAAAAGCAGGACUGUGUGGAAAGUGAGCUCCUGCUUCAGUGCUGUGGAAGGGGAACUGAUAAUAAGCAUUUUAAAUACAACUUGAGUAAGACUCUUUGGAACAAAAGAGUCUUGUGCAAUUUAGUUCUCUGUAAUGACCUACAAUAGUGGUGGAGUUAAAGUCCUGUGAUCAUGGAAUAGUUUCGCCAUUAGAGAUUGAGAUCAGGUUUCCGCCCAGAGUGAAGCGGGUGUUCAUUUUUGGGAUAAAGCUGAGGUGCCCUUUGAACAAGCUGCACAAUAUGUGUGUGUGUACUGCACACACUUGCCAACACAAGGAUUUAAAUUACCAGUAAAUCAGAAGAAAAAUGCAAUAAAAGCUAUUAAAAUGUGACCGGUUCGGGCAUGUUGUGCAUGAUUUCGAGAAACCUAACACGUGGAUCUCUCUUUGAGAUUUUAGCUUUUAUGAUUAGAUUAAAAGGUUCUUUUCAUUGCGCGAGAAGCUUUUGGUGAUGUAACAUAGCUCCUAUUAGAAAGGUGGAUUCUGUGUGGAGGAAAACACUUUUUAAUAUAUGAUAAGAUGAGAACGACAUCAGCAGAUGUUGCCAUAUGUUCUCUAAGUGUAACAGCGAUGAAGUCAGGGGGUACAGUCCAGUGGGAGUGCAGUAGUCUUUGAGCUUUUGCGCCAUGAAAAUGGAGCCUAACAAAGAAAAACAUGUUGUUUUUUUUUCAAUAACUUUUUUUGUCAUCCAGAAAACAAAAUGUAUAUACCAGCUUAUGCCAAUUCAUAAUAUUUGCACUUUGAAGAACUUCUGUACAGUAUGAUUUGUGAAUCUGCUUAACUUGUUGUGGUGGACAGAGAAAAGAAGAAAAAAAUAUAUAUAUCUUUGCCAUCCAAGUUUUACAACUGGAAUACUUAAUCAUCCCCAAUAGAUAAUUUGCCUUUUGCACUUAUUAUUUUUCAAUAAUGAUAAUAUUGUUAUUGUGUGUUUUGUUUCAUCGCUUUUAGCCUAAACUGUGACAGCUUAAGUAUUGCCCAACUUUUUUUUAUGCUUUUUUUUUUAUUCUGGUCAUAUCCAACUUAUUUUGCAAUAUCAAGGUCUUUCAACAAAUUAAAGCUCUGCUGCAUGAUUUAUCCACCUGAAUGAGUGGGGUAAUAUUAGAAUGAAUCUAGUACAAUUACAUUUCUUUGUAAAUAAAUAAAGAAAAAAUGAGAAAGCAGCCAAACUAUUUUUUUUGUCUUAAGAUAAUCCUUGUAAUGUCUUCUGAAGCAGUUGUUGUGCAUUUAUCGUAACUGGAAUGAAAUUGACAAAUGAUUUCUUGCAAAAAAAUGCCAAUAAAGUUCAAAAGCCUGUCGGUUUAAUUUUA